Messenger RNA from Mesorhabditis spiculigera, 219 nucleotides. NCBI's taxonomy places the organism in Eukaryota, Metazoa, Nematoda, Chromadorea, Rhabditida, Rhabditidae. The record is from the annotation of a GenBank genome assembly.
AUGUCUUCAACGAAACCAUGCGGGGGAUGCCCUACCCCGACGAUCGACAACAGCAUCAUUAACCCGACGCCAUUUGCUACCAACAGCAUCACCACCGACGCUAGCGGGUGCUCGGUAUUGACGUUGGCUUGCACCGGUACUGGUCCCGGCUUAGCGUACGUCGCGGAGAAUGUUUUCAUCAAGUUCCCCGGAGCAACGAUUGCCGUCGGCUGCUCGACC